This is a messenger RNA of Crotalus tigris (Tiger rattlesnake), 2248 nucleotides long. RefSeq names its product proto-oncogene Mas-like. Gene Ontology annotation, cellular component: membrane. Lineage: Eukaryota; Metazoa; Chordata; Lepidosauria; Squamata; Viperidae. The record is from RefSeq and is a predicted model, not a curated record. Gene Ontology annotation, biological process: G protein-coupled receptor signaling pathway. The transcript has 2 exons. Gene Ontology annotation, molecular function: G protein-coupled receptor activity. The coding region runs from base 204 to 1037 and encodes 277 amino acids.
CGUAGAUUAGAUGUUUAUGGUGAACCAGAAACUUGAUCAAAGACAGUUGAAAAAAUAUGGGGUUAUAACCAUGGUUGAGAACAAUUUCAAAACAUGUGAACAGUGUUGUGCCAGAACAGAUUAGCAAUAUUCCAUAUAUGCUGACCCAGCGAAUGAAAAUGAGACUGAAGUGGCACAGAAAGCACACCACACUGACAUAAGCAAUGAUCCUUAUUGCUCUUCCAGUCAGCAUUUUGGGAAUAUUUGGAAACCUAGUGGUUAUUUUGUUUCUUUCCUUUAAAAUUAAGAAGACCAGGUUUACCGUAUAUGUCCUAAAUAUAACUAUUGCUGAUCUUGGUAUUCUAAUCUAUCUAUAUAUUUAUUUUAUGUUAUUUUUAAAACCAAAUCCUGUCAAUGCAUCUGUGUCCUACAUAAUAGAACUGAUAUACGCAGUUGGAUACAAUUGCAGCUUCUAUAUUCUAACAGCUCUCUGCUUUGAAAGGUAUUUAUCUGUUUUUUUCUUUACCUGGUAUCAAUGUCAUCGGCCAGAGCAUUUUUCAUUUUUUCUCGUGAUCACAUUGUGGAUAUUUUCUGGCCUAGUAUCGCUUUUGGAAUACUUUGCUUGCUAUCCAAGGUUCUACAUAUAUUUGGAUGAAAAUACUUUACAGUGUAGAAUCAUAAAUCUAUUCCAAAUAUUUCUUGAGUUCCUGAUUUUUAUUCCCAUCAUGGUCUUUUACACUUUGGCUAUUUUUAUCAGAAUGCAGAAAAAAAAUCAGCAAACUCCUCCAGCAACACUUGAUCUUUCUAUUACUGCUACUGUUGUUCUUUUUCUUGUAUUUGAUGUAUCGGUUAAAAUUUUUAACGCUAUUGAAUUUUGGUUUGAUGCACUACAUGUACCAACAUUUUCAGUGGCGGUAUUAUUUGACACCAUAAGCAGUAGUGUCAACCCGUAUGUGUAUUUUAUUAUUGGAGGCUUUCUGAAAAGAAGCUUUGAUCCUCUUGAUGUUUUUCUUGAGAGAGCUUUGGAAGAUGACGGAACUAUGGUGGAGGGAACAUAAAUGCAGCAAGAACAAUUUUCCAAAUGACUUUAGGAGCCAAAGAAAUAUCCAUAGAAAAUACACUAAUGAUUUACAAUUCCAAUUUCAAAACAAUUCAUUCAUUAUUCCUUAUAUAUCCUCCAGGUCCAUUAAUUAAAUCAGACAAAUGCUUUAUUUGGCUCACAACUCCUUGUCUAUUUCUGCCAUACCAAAAAAAAAAAAAAAAAAAAAACCAGUGUAAAGAAGUUGGUGGCCAGGAAAGAAAGGUUCCUCUGAGGAAAGAGUUUUAAUUUUGCGAAGACUUUGUUGCAGUUAUGAACUAUGAGACCAAGAGCCCUAAAGCAGUAAGGAGAAGCAACUGUAGGCUACCUCUACACAUGGAAGAUUGGAAGGGAGCAGAGAAAGAAGAAGAGAAAGCUGUGGAGUCAAAGGAAGCCAAAAGGAACGGAAAGAAAAAUCUACAGAUGGGAAUAUACUGGCAUUUGUAUACCCCUAAAGACUGACAGAGGAGGUUUAUGUUCACACAAACAGUAUUCAACCUACAUUUCCAUCUCGAAGAUUCUGAUAGGUAUGAAGUGAUGCAUCUUGACUCUGAGUUACAUACAUUAAGAAAGCACAAUUGUUUAUCUUUAGAGUACAAUGUACUGCUUUAAAGGACUUUAACCUAAUUAGAACACAUGGGAUAGGUUUUCCCAAAGGGGAAAAAAAAUCUUCAAACUUUUUGGAUUUUGUAUGUUAAUGUCAUAAACUUUUUAUUUGAAAUUUUAUACCUAGAAUGACAUUGUACUGAAAGGUUCUGGCUGAUGUAAACUUAGAAAAAAAAAAGUAGAAAUUUGCCAAAUAAAACAAGGAUAAAAUCAGCAAAUGAUAACCAAUGCAGUGUCUUUAAAAAAAAAAUCAAGGUCAAAAUCAGAGGCCAAAAUAGUUUUUUUGAAAAAGAAGCAUAAAAAUUAACUGGUGGAAUUAAAAACAAUUCUUCACCUGAUAGGAAAAAAAUCUAAAGAAAAAAAAAUCUGGUACUGGGUAAUUAUUUCUGGAAAGACGGAAGGAGACAGAAUACUCAAAUACUUCACAAGACACAGUUUAACGAUGUAACCCAAAUGAGGGCAUACCUUUCAUCUCUGCCAUUUUACUAAAGCAAGCAGGGGAGAUUCUAUCAUAAAGAUGAAAGAAACAAAAAUAGGAAUGUCUGCAAGGGGUCAUGGUAAUUAAGGAAGUUAAAAUGGCAGUUG